This is a messenger RNA of Diprion similis, 3580 nucleotides long. Its product is annotated as sorting nexin-14-like. Gene Ontology annotation, molecular function: phosphatidylinositol binding. The record is from RefSeq and is a predicted model, not a curated record. Lineage: Eukaryota; Metazoa; Arthropoda; Insecta; Hymenoptera; Diprionidae. Gene Ontology annotation, cellular component: late endosome. The coding region runs from base 66 to 2306 and encodes 746 amino acids. Gene Ontology annotation, biological process: autophagosome maturation. The transcript has 9 exons.
UCUGUCCUCUGGAAUCAAUGUGUUCAUCACACGUAUCUGAUUAAUUCAAUAGUUGCUUAAGAAAAAUGAUAUUUCUAUCUGGGGAUAAGAUAGAGUGCUCCCUCGCUUUGAUUGCGCUAACGUUUGCGGUGUUUUUAGGCGUAUUUGACAGCAUAACAUGGAUUGCAGCUAUCAGUGCUGUGUAUUUUAUUGGUGUUUUAUGGGGCACAAACUUUUUGCAAUAUGUAGGCUUUAAUUUAAAGAAACUCCACUAUGUGUCUAACUUGACAAUAGGCGACAACGAGUCCUGUGGCGUCUGUGGAGGUGACGCCUGUAAACGUCAUCGGCCGUCAAGAAAUUUGGCACGCAUCAACGUCCCCAAAGAUUUUGACGAUGCAUUAGAAAAUCUCCUGGAGCAGCUACUGCAGACGUAUAUUUGUACAUGGUAUUUGGAAUUCUCUACUGACGAGGCUUUUGUACAGCAAUUUCGAACCUGCAUAGCAACUGCGGCUGGGAAUAUUGCUCAAAGACUUUUCCGUGUUGAUACAGCAGCAGUAAUUUUUGAUCAAUUAGUACCUAUAGCUCUGCAGCAUGCUCAGGACUGGAAAAUUUUGGUCGAUCGAGCUAAAGCUGAAGGUGGAAAUCCUGCAGAUUACGUAGCCGAUUUUCUGGGGCACAGAAUACAUCCUGCUGCAUACUCACGAGAAGCUGAACUGAAUUAUCUCAGAGGCCUGGUCACCACGCUUAUGCCACUUUUGCUACCAACUACACAUCUCUCCAUCAACAAUAAAAUUAUUUUGAGAGAAAUUUUGGCCAACUGGGUUCUUUUGCCUGCGAUGGAUGCUCUUGCUGAUCCGGAUAACAUUAAUACUCUGGUCAUUCUUUCCACUCAUCACGAAGGCGAGUUCACCCAAAUAGCGGACUCUGUUAAUGUUCCGCUCCUACAUUCUUGGGCUAUGCCUCCUCUCCUUGUUGAUAAAGUUCCCAAUACGCUAAAACCGUCGUUAGAAGAGAUCCUGAACAAUCCCCAACUUCUCUAUUUAUUCAUGCAACACAUCAAGGAAAUCGGACAUGUUCAUCUCUUACAAUUCUGUUUGGACAUCGAUGAUCUAAGCAAGAGACUAUUGAAUCCAGACAUAACUGUAGAGACGGAGGGGAACUUGUAUGCAGUUGCCCAAAAUCUCUAUUCUUCUUACCUCACACCAGAUACCCCCAAUUAUCUUCACUUGCCUGUUCACAUAUCAAAGGGAUUGCAGAAAAUUCUGGAAGGAGGACCAAGCAAAAUUCAAGAGCUAAGAACUUCGCGACCACUGUAUCAGGCUCACCAAGAAGCCCAUACGAUUUUGGAAAUAACGUGUCUGCCUUCUUUCCAUCACAGUUAUCAAAUUUACACUUUGUUAUGUGGCCAACAGACACCCACAAGUCAUCCAAAAUCGAUGAAUCAACACAAUCAAGGAGGACCGAUUGGUAUGGGGAGUAGAUUUAGCAGCCAGAUUGGUCGAAUCCAGCGGGUAUUGCGGACCUCUGCUGUUGAUGGAGCACCGUAUCAACAAGAAAACGUUUAUCAAGCCGAAGAGGUUGAUUGUACACCCAGACUUCAUCCAAUUUCAAAUUCCUAUGAAGAUGGAGGAAAUAGAGAUCUCACUACCUGGCGUGUUACAGUCCCUCAUGUCGAUGGAGGUGGCGCACAGCCACUUUACAUGAUUGCAGUUCACAGCGUAGCACAAGAAAAAUCUUGGACCGUGUUAAGGAGAGACAUAGAUUUUUAUUCUCUCAGAACACGACUUGCUGAAUUCCAUGGAGAUCGAGAAUUAAAUGACUCCCCACUACCAGCUCGUAAAAAUCAACACCCAUCGUUGAACACAAACAGACAAAGAUACCAGGACUUCUUGCAGAAGCUGCUGGCGAAGCCGAAACUUAGGAGCAGUGAACUGCUACAUACUUUUCUCACAGCUCCUAAUUUAGAGCCAUACUAUUCCAGUUAUAGUACGCCAGAUAUCGGAUUAUUUUAUCAAAACGUUGCUCACAAGUUACGGAAAGAGCGUGGGCAGCAUUUGGAUAAGUUCAUGAAAACCUUUCUUUCUUCUAUAAAUAUGAAAGACGAACGCGCAGAUGUCGGUGUAGAACCGUCCAGUGAACAUAGUCUCAGCAUUUUACAAAGAAAAGGUCGGGACUUGGUGCACGUUGGACCGUUUGGCAACAACCUUGACCUCCCAUCAAAGCUGCAGGAUUUCCAAUUCGUUUUUACCAAUCAGCCACAACACGUGAAGGGCGCAUGUUUCUGUAUCGUUGAGGCAGAGAUAUCACAAAGGACAGCGCAAUGCUGAGUGGUAAAUUGAGUAGAUAUAAUAAUACAAUACAAAUUAUCCUUAUCACACGUGCCUGCUUAGCACGUUUAAGCAAAUAAAAAAUUGAAUUAGCCUAGUCAGGGGACAAUAAAAGUGAAUCACUUUUUCCCGUUGAAUGUAAGUUAAUUUUUACUAGCCUGAGUUUAAAAUAGGUACAACUUAUUUCACAAAGAAAAAUUACGCUGCACAAGUCAACAACUAAUAUGCAAUGUGACUUAUGUUUUCUAAUAGUGUUUUGUGCAUACCUGACCACUCUGAACUUAAAAUUUGGACGAUAAUUCUUACGACCAUCGUUAAUAUUACGAAUUAGUUAUUGAUGUCAUGAUAUUUGAAUUAUUGCCUCUUUGGACAACCAACUUUACUAUUUCGUAUUACACGACAUGUUUAAGUCGUCAUUAUUUUGAAUACAUCAUUAAAUUACAAAAAUUUUCUAAGCUUUUAUAGGAAGAGGCACUGACUUUGCUCCUAGUUCAUAUUGUAUUUGCUCUAAAGGCUUCCCUUUUGUUUCGGGCACAAUGAAAGCAACGAACACUGUACCUAAGGCACAAAUUACACUGUACAUCCAGAAUGUAGUGUGUGUACCGAAAGCCAGUACAAGGUCACUGUAAGUCCUUGUCACUAAAAAUGCCAUCAUCCAGUUGAAAAAGCAAGCACUACUACCAGCCACACCUUUUAUUUGUGGUGAAAAUAGUUCUCCAACCAUCAUAAAUGGAAGUGGUCCAAAACCAAGGCUGCACAUGAGGACAAAGAAGCAAACCGAUACUAGUGGAAGCCAGUUGAUUGAUGAAACAUCCACUUCUAUGUGCUCCAAGUAAUAAUAGGUGCCGAGAGAAAACAUACCUAUCGUCAUUGCUACUAUGGAUAUAAGAAGCAAAACUCGACGUCCGAGUUUGUCAACAGUUAAAAGACUGAUGGAUGUGGAUAAUACCUGAAGAGCUCCAACAAUAAUUGUUGAUGUGUCCGUGGAAAUACUGCCGUUCUUGCCGAAGAUACUUCCGGUAUAAAAAACAAUUGCAUUAACACCACUCAGUUGCUGAAAGAACAUCAGGCCGUAGGAAAUUAUCAACCCAUUUCUGGCUACUUUCGACUUUAUUGCAUCAAUGAAAGAGCCUCUGUUUCUCAUCUCUUCUGACAAGACGUGUUUCCGGACUUGUAGUUCCUGUUCAAGGUCAUAUUUAGGACCACGCAGUUUCAACAAGCUACUUCUGGCAUCUUCCUCUCUAUUCUUCAUUAGAAAAUAAGUCGGACUUUCU